Cetraspora pellucida is the source of this 5844-nucleotide messenger RNA. NCBI's taxonomy places the organism in Eukaryota, Fungi, Glomeromycota, Glomeromycetes, Diversisporales, Gigasporaceae. The record is from the annotation of a GenBank genome assembly.
AUGGGCUUCCUAGAAAAAAACAAGCCAUUAAAGUCUUUAAAAGCUCCAAUGCCAAUUAAUCCAUCUUGGUGCGAUAUCUUAGAAACAUACUUUGCCACUUAUCCAUCACAAGAGCUACACGAGAGUAUUCAAAAGAUUUCAUUGUUUCUUAAAAAUACUGAUGCAACCUGGGAGCAACAAUGCCAGUAUUUAAGGGAUAUCGGGAUAUACUUUACUUCGAUAGAACCAUUAGCAAAACAACGUUGUAUCCCAAUAUUUGAUUCUUGCUAUUUUUUGUCGGCAAAAUUACUCAGUAACCAUGACGCAGAAUCAAUAAAAUCUUUUAAUUUUGAAGCGAAUAAUAAUAUGGUUUUGGAAUUUUCAAAAGAAUAUUCUGCGUACAUAACUCAUGAUAAUUACACGACACAGACAUUAUGUCAAAAAGGAAUUGCUAUUUAUCUAAUUUGUUUAAUGAUUAUCAUCAAUCGAGUGAGAAAUGAGCUGGAAGAAAGUAACAACGUGUUAGGAAUGUGUAAGAAAGAAUCAAAACCAAUGAAUGAUGUUACAAUAUUUUCUAAUUCACUCAUGUUCUCUCAACAUAUGAACGAUGCUCAACAUGUAAUAAAAACUUUGCUGGCUUUGUUUUCAAGAUUUGAAGAGAUUCUCAGGCCAAAGUUUGAGUUGAUCAGAGAAAGUUGUAAUGAUAAUUCUGUAGAGUUUACAAAAAUUAGAGAACUAUUUAAUGGAUGCAUCACCAUAUGUUCUGAUGAACUAUAUGUUAAAGAUGUAAGGCUAUUGACUGGAAUGACGUUAGCUGCAAUUUUGAAUUUAUUGGGUUCAUUACAAGAUGUAAAUGAUUUGGUUUUAUCAUUGUUCUUCGUAUGGCCGAUCACUCGGGAACAGGAGUCAUUAAUCAUGUCAUUGUUAAGAAUUCAGACUUCUGAUGCCCCGUUAAUGGAGAGUGGUUGGCAAGGCGAAUGUCCAAUUAUGCUAGUUAUAUGUCGGGGAUUAUUGUCUAAUCUAUCACGAGCUUGUCUUAUGCAUCAUAUCACAAAUUUUAAAUCAAAAAUUCCUGUCUUAAGUAAUUGUAAAUCCUCAUCACUCCAUCAUAUAUUAUUCUUGAGUAUUACCUAUUUUUGUGAUAAUGCAAUUACUUCUCAAACAAAAGUUAUUGCAUUUGAAACAAUGGGAAUGUGGCUUCAAGAAACUGAAAUUAUCUUGGGAGAUUCUAACGUCAAGAAUAAUGAGGUUUUAGAAAUUCAGACUAUAUUUGAUUCUCAGAACUUAGAUAAACUGAUGUCUUAUGUUUGGAAUAAUUGUGAUGACCCUGUUGAUGCUAUACAAUACAAGGUGAAGACUAUCUUUGAAAAACUAUUGGAUAUUUUAAGUAUCAAGAGAAAAUAUGAAAAUACAGACGAUUUUUAUAAUCAAUUCUUCAUCGGAACAAAUGCUUUCCUUAGGAUUCAAAUGGAUUUUGUGAAGCGGACUUUGGAGAUAUUACAUAAUACGACAAUUGCGCCACGAUCUGCUCAAUUGCUCGCGUCUUUCUUUGAAUGGUCUUUAAAAGAGUUGCUAGAGACAUCUACUAAACAAAUUGAACUUAAUAGUGAAAAGAAAAAAGCUGAUGAAAUGCGGAAAGAGGCUGUAAUUAAUGAUUGGAUUGAUUUAUGGUUAGCACCCGUAUGUCAAUGUCUUACAUCACCUAACGACACUCUACGUCAGAAUAUUGGCGGGUUUAUUUUAAAACCUUUAUUUAAAAUUGAUCCACUAUCAUUCUGGAAAAUCUUGAAUAUAAUUAAAUAUAAUAAAUCAUCGAAUAAUUUAAAUGAUUUCGUGAAAGAUGAACGUUAUCGAUUAAAUGCUUUAAUAAUAAUCAUUAAAGUUGCCAGGUCAUUGGAUUUAGUUGAUGGUAGAAUGCUGAUCGAAGAUGAAUCGGAUUCAUGUGAUGAUAAAAAGAUCAAGCUACAUUCUCUUCGUAAUGCGACAUAUCAUAUAGAUUCAAAUCUUCGAAUUGACGUUCUUGGCCUAAUCAGUGAAUCACAAAAAUCAAUAACAGAAGUGACAUCAACUGAACUUUCAUUUUUAAGAUCAUUUUUCGAAUUAAAUCUGAAUUCAACUUCUCCUGAAUUUAGGCAGAAGAUGUAUGGGCAUUUGAAUAAAUUAUUUUCUAGACUUCAAGGAAAUUUGUAUGCUCAAUGGAGAGAUUAUAAAUCUCUCUUAAAAUAUGCAGAAAAUAACCGUUCCACUACCAAGAAUAUAAAGGUUUCACAAGCGUUACUGGAAGCAGAGCAAUUAAAACAUAAGAUUGAUAUUUCGCAAAAUUUUUUGAACUGGUUAAUUGAAUUAUUGGUUGCUUCGUUAUACCCUGGUGCAUCGUUUCAGAGAGUGUCCUGCGCGCUUAAGAUAUUUAUCAUAUUAAUCAGAAUAUUUGGUCUUUGUAAUGAAUCUUCAUUUACGAAAGAAUAUGUAGAUAAACAAAAUGAGUCGUCAAGUUUUCCUUUUCAGCUUCCGCUUGUUACAGCUAGGAAUGUAAAAUUAAUAUUAAAUUGUCUAAUGAAUUCAUUUGACGAAAACCGAACGUUAUCAUAUGAAAUACUAGAAACGUUUCCUUCGCCGUUACCAGGAAUUGAAUCAUUCGAUGAUGUACAGGAAAUUUUGUUUUGGGCAGUUCAAUUAAUGACUAGCACUAGAGCUGGUGAAAGUGAUAGUGGUGCUACAAUAUUUAGCCUAAUAUUUUCGAAGUAUGUGUUGAAACUUGGUUAUGAUUUGGACGUGGAAUUGGAUAAAAGUCCUUCUGUCUCCUCUUUUGGUUUGGAAUUUAACGAUAAAUCAACUGCAUUCAUUGGGAAAUUAAUGGUACUUUUAGAGAAGCAAAUUAAAACUGCAUCUCAGAAUUUACUACUUGCAUCUCGAAAAUAUCCAAUGCAUGGAACAUUACUCGCACUCCAAUAUAUAUUUCAAAAACUAGAUUACAAUUCCACAAUUAUAAAGUCGAAUGUGAUGGAAUGGCACAUUGUUCAUGACAAAGUUAUUUCAUUGAUUAAUCAAAUAUGUCAAAUAGUACUUGAAGUAUUGUCAGAUCCAUCACCUGAAGGAAAUGUUCCUGCAUCAUUUCAAGAGCUUGUUGAAGAAUUUGUUUAUUCAAGCAACGAUAUGGAUAUGGAAAGUGAUGAGGGGCCUAAGCAUCAAGUCAUAUUAAGUUGUUGUUGGAGAGCUGUGAAAGAAGCAAGCGCUCUCUUGGCCAUAAUAUUAUCGAGAGCGCCAAUGGCUGCUACUUUAAUAGAUAAUGAAGCAAUACUUAAUUAUGAACAAGUUCGAGAUGGAGGUGCAUUAUUUCGAACGUUAUUGACAUCUAUACGCCAUAGGGGUGCAUUUUCAGCAGUAUAUCCAGGAUAUGUAUUAGUCUGUUCUCGAUUGCUAGAUUCACCGCAAAUAGAGUUUGUUGAAUUGCCUAAAACGUGGCUUAAAGAAGACAUUUGUGCAAUAACAACGAAUUCAAUAUCAAUAACUCGUCGAAGUGCUGGCCUUCCGUUAUGCAUCUUGGCAAUAGUUAGUAGUGAACCAAGCACUCGAAAAAUACUACUUCCAUGGGCCAUGAAAACUUUACUAGACAUUGGUUCCCAAAAAAUUUCACCUGAUGGAGACGUUGAUCAACAAACUAUUGAUUUACCUCAAGUCCAUUCCUUUAAUAUUUUGAGAACAAUAUUUAUGGAUGCUAAAUUAGGAGCAGAUGUUUUACCUUAUGUUUCGGAUGGAUUUAUGUUGGCUAUUAAUGGGUUUUGUUCAUAUAGUUGGGCCAUUCGUAAUUGCUCAGUUAUGCUAUUUUCUACGCUUUUGCAAAGGACUCUUGGUACAAAGAAAAUAAAAGAUGAACACCAUUCUAUUAACCAAUUAACUAGCCGUGAAUUCUUUUCAAGGUUUCCAAAAUUGCAUCCCUUUUUAGUGGAUGAACUUAAAAUUGCAGUUAAUCAACUUAUAAAGCCAACACAGAAUAAUAAAACGGAAGUGUAUCCUGGACUUUAUCCGAUUCUUACGUUGUUAUCUCGAUUACAUCCGUCAUUAAUGGAAAGUUCAGUAUUGAACAUGGAUCCUUUUGUCACGCUUGUGAAAUCUUGUUGCUCUUCACCAAUUUACAGAGUACGGGAAAUGUCCGCAAGAUCAAUUGUUCCAUUAAUUGCAUCACAGGAUUUAAUUAUUACUUGUAUCGAAUUGUUUAAUGCAUGCGAAAUAAGUAAUCAAAAUGAAUUACAUGGGAGAUUGGUUCAAAUACAAUAUUUAAUGCGUGGACAUCUUAGUAGGAAUCUUAUUGGAUUUGAUUUGACAAAGGAAUUUAUAAACAAAAUGGAAUUAAUGAUAAUGCCAAAGAUUCCCGUAAUUUGUUAUGAAAAUCCUUGUGAAAUUACUAAAUAUUUAUUUUUAGAAAUAAUCAAUGAAUUUGUAUUUGAUUCUAAAUGGACACUUAACGAACAGGACAAGAGGAAGCGGUUAGUGUUAAUAACCUUGAUGGAAGAAAAGUUUGCAAAAAUAAGACAAGCCAUAUUUGAUUUUUCUUUAUCAAAUAUUUUUGACAAAUUUGAUACUACUCUGAACAUUGGAGGAUUUCUAACUCGGCGACAAAUGGUAAAAGUAAUAAUUAAAUCACUGUUGAAUCAGGACAAUCAAGACACAAUGAAAAAGAACGAAAUUAUAAUAAAAUUCUUGAGUGAUGAAGAAUAUGAAGUUAGAUUUACUACUCUGGAAAUACUUUUGGAAUAUUUUCUUGAGAUGGACGCUAUAAAUAUCGGUACAAGUGUUAUAUCAGUGAUUCAAUCAAAAUUAAUUAUAAUGAUAUAUCAUGAAGAACAAUGCUCGGAGUGCUUUCAGCUCAUAGUAGAGUUACUUGUAUUAAUCAAUUCGGAUUAUCCAUUUCCAAAAUCAAAUUUAAUAUCAUCGCAGCAACCUUCAAUUAAGUUAAAUUUGGAAGAAUUUUGCAAACAAUUGUUUCGAUAUAUGGAAAAGUCUAAGAGUUCAUCCGUACUUGAAGCUACGCUACUACUUUUGGGAGCUUUGAUGGCUGAAAUAUGGAACGAAACUUCAUUGCCAUAUGAAUUCAAGUCAUUGAGUUUGAAAAAAUGGGCUGAACAUAUAAAUAAAAAUACCAAAUCUGAAAUUACUUUGACUCGGCGUGAAGCAGCUGCAAAAUCAUUAAAAUUAUUUAGUAGACUUCUGUUUAAAAAAGAACCUAUUUUUACUAAUAAUGACGAUAUACAAUAUUUCAUAUCUUUAUAUAUUGUUCUCAUUCGGCUUACUCAGGAUGAUGAUGUUGAUUUACGUCGAAAUACUGCAUUAGUUGUAUCCAAAGCUAUGGGUUUGGAGGAUCCAGUUAAUUGUGAUAGGGCACGAGAAUUAUGUUAUGAAUACAUGACAAACCAAUAUUCUAGAUCAGUUCAUUUAUAUGUAGCGUUAUUGCAAAUCUUGGCGGGAGAUGUUAAACCAGAUGAGAUAUUAAAAUCAGAACUGACGCCAUCUAGAGUUUUGUUUGCUAUAGAAAAUCCAAAUAUAUAUAAAGAAGAUUUGGUUGAUAUUCAAUUGGCUUAUAAAUAUCUAUUAUCGGCUAUAAAAAAGGAAAGAAAUAGAUUGGAGUUUCUUGAAAUGUUUAGAAAGGAUAUUCCGAAGUUUUGUGUCAAACAAUUAAUCAUGGUAUGCGAGUUUAUAAGUUCACACGAAGUACAGACCAACAAGAAUGGACCAAUUGGCUUUACCUCACGUCUCAAUGUGUUUAUUGUUAUGUAUAGAGUGAUAACAACAGUUUCAGUGAUGAUCGAACUUGUAUCAGACACAGAAAGCAUUUCAAAAGGGAAGAUGAAGAUGGCAACAAGUUUAUGA